Molecule: messenger RNA, 2644 nt
Organism: Styela clava
Lineage: Eukaryota; Metazoa; Chordata; Ascidiacea; Stolidobranchia; Styelidae
Biological process (GO): positive regulation of transcription by RNA polymerase II; axon development; sensory organ development
Cellular component (GO): nucleus
Molecular function (GO): DNA-binding transcription factor activity, RNA polymerase II-specific; E-box binding; protein dimerization activity
Source: RefSeq, a predicted model, not a curated record
AGAUUAUUUCACUUCUAAUUAUUAGAUUUAAAGCGUGAAUAUUACAUAUACAAAUAUUUCAACGUUUAAAGUAAUUUCGAAAUGAAAAUGGAACAAUGGACAUCGCCUAACGGACAAGUUUCCAGUGUUUCAAGUUCCGUCAUCAACCCUUGCAUAUCACUCUCAAAUCCCAUAGCGGGGAACAACACACACGAUGCUGAAAAACGACUGCAAAAAAUGGAAUGCACUUCAACGUCCAUCAGCUUACGCCCGAUUCCGGCACUUUUGGACAACCCCGUAUCAAGUUGGCACCCCGUGAAAACUCAGUCAUAUUCUAACAAUAAAAUUGAUUUAGAUGAGUUGUUUAGUGCUAACUCUUCCAACAGUUGUUUGCCAAAACCACGCAAUAACCAAUCAGAAAAAUCGACAUGGUGGGAUGAAGAUCAACAUCAACGAUUGAACAACAUUAGUAACAACAACAACACAGGAUCAAAAAUUAGAGAUUCCGUACGAUCCGAAAAUCAUUGGACCCCAGCAAGAAGAACAAGUCAUAAAAUCCACCAAGAUGAUGGUUUUCCAGCAAAUUGGUCAAUGAGAGAUUCCCGAUCUACUGAAUAUAGCACUGAAAAUGACGUUCCCUUUGGAACAUGGUACGAAGGUGGCGAUUAUGAAGCUGACAUUCUGCGAGCGGCAGCUUCCAUGGCUUCCGUUGGAAAUGAAAGAACCGAAUCUACCAUUUUUCGAGAGUACGGUACAAAUAUCACUGCUGUUACAAUGCCGGACGAGGAGUUUACUUCUAGUCCGAACCGUGACCAAAACCUUACCUAUUCUAACCUCAGUGUUCCAAGCGCAGGCAAGCGACGACUACCUCCAAUAUCUCUCUUAGCAAACAAACCUGAAGCAUCUGUGUCUAGCUCGUCUAUGUCUCCUGUCUCGUGCUCAAGUUAUUCACCAGGUAACCCCCUUCCAAACGCAGACCACUCAGGUUGUGAGCAAUAUUCACAAAACAACCAAUCUUACUACGAUAUAUCUGACCCCACAUACCAGGUACAAAGCAAUUUUAAUUGUUUCAAUAAUUCGUACGAAAUGGCGGAAAAUAAUGACUUUAUACCGCCAGAAGCUCAUAAUUUGGCAAGUACACAGCAAACCUUUGACAGCAAUGUGAAUCACAACUCGGAACCAAUUCACAGACUGAAGGCGACGAGGCAUAAAAUGACACAAAGAAGAUUACUGAACACUUUGUAUCAAAAGAAGGCCACGAAUAGCCUAGCCUCGGAUUCGUGUAAGCUCGAAUCUAGAAAACGUAAAUCAACAGAAGUCCAUUCCACCCCUGCUGCUAGCAAAAUAGAACCAGAACAAGACACCGAAGAAUUUCGAACAAAGAAGAGAUUAGAGAGCAACGAACGAGAAAGGAUGCGCAUGCACCAGCUCAACGAUGCGUUUCAGGGUUUGCGUGACAUUUGCCCACAUGUAAAAAACGGCCGCAAAUUGUCAAAAAUUGAAACCCUAACUUUGGCUCGAAACUACAUCAUUUCACUCACAGAAAUGCUUGUCAGUGUUGAAGAGAACUCAAAGCAAAAAGGAGAGAGGUCAACGCAGGGUAUAGCGUUGAAUUCAAAUAAAGAUAUGUUCGAUAUCUCCAUGAAGCAUGAAAACAGCUCACUGUCCCCGGCAUCUGCAAGUGGAGUUGCGUCCGAACCAGUAAGACCCCAGUUGCGGCGAUCAAAUUCAACACCAUCUAAGCAAGAUAAAGGAAACAAAAAAGUAACGCAGAUGCAUCAAUCGAUUUCAGAUUUGGUCGAGACUUCGUUGGGCACCUCCAUCGAACACAUGACAGCAGACUGUUCUCAAACAUCUAGUGAGAAUCACUACCUAUAUGGCUCUAACAAUACUAUUAUCAGCCACGAUUUUGAAUCUAUGUUUGAAUUGAAUGACAGCCGUGAAAUAUUUUCCACGUAAGAAAAGACUGAUUAUUCUAACUAAAGAUUUGCCGGUAUACUGAGACUUUGAUCGUUGCCAAUUCUAGGUUUUUUGUCUUUGUGUCAAUAUUUUAUACAAACGUUUAUAAUUAUAUUUCCAUAACAUUUGAUCCGUUCCGGUUAGCCGGUUUUAUGUAGCAGCGAAAAAAUGCAAUAUCAGUCAAAGUCAGUCUUUCUCUACCGACAGCAUCAGAAAGGCAAAUUUCUCGCCAAUUCAAACAUAUUAACUAAAUAACUAGUUUUCCAAUGAGAUGUUUUGCACCUUAGCUUUGAACAGGGGCUUGGAUACUGCCACGAAGACAGAUGCAAUGCUUCUUAAAAAACGAAGCAUUUUGUUUCAAAUAUUUAUUAUAUCAUGAGUGAAGAGGUGGACAAUGGAUUCAAACCCGUCAGGUAUAAGCUGGGGCAACAAGCUUAUAUGGCAACCCCUUUUUUCGGUCCAAUUUACUUAUUUUAUCAUAUCUAUUUUAUUUAGUGAACAAUCAUGUUAGGUGCAAUCUAGCACAAUAUGCGUACUUUAAGUGUUGAAUUUAAUUGAAUCUAGCAAAUAUUUUCAAUUUGAUCGUUGUUGCCAAACCGCGAUUGUGCCUAAUUUUUUUUCUGGGGCAGCAAUAGUAUGCUAUAUUAUAUGUCUUUUAUUAAAUCUCAUGCAAAGAAAUACAUUUCAAUAAAAUCGUUCCAUUGCA